Prorocentrum cordatum is the source of this 474-nucleotide messenger RNA. Lineage: Eukaryota; Dinophyceae; Prorocentrales; Prorocentraceae. The record is from the annotation of a GenBank genome assembly.
AUGAGCUCCGACUGGUCUUUGGUGAUGGUGAGAGCCCACUACGACGACUUGGCCGACGACGCCGCGGGCUCCCGCUAUGGCUCCGCGUACGUCUUCGACGGGGCCACUGGCGCGCAGCUGGCGAAGCUCCAGGCGAUCAACGGGACCAUCGGGGACCAAUUCGGCCAGUCGUUAGCCGUGAGCUCCGACGGGGCCCGCGUGCUGGUGGGGGCAAACUACGACGAAGACGACGACGACGCGGGCACUGCCUCGGGCUCCGCGUACGUCGUCGGCCUGCCGCACACGACCAGUUUCACAUCUGCUGAUUUGUUCCGCGACGCCGCAUACGACCACUUCCACAGCUGCUUUCACCGCGACCACGGGCAAUACGUCACACACGACCACUUUCACAUCUACAAGUACUUCCACCAGGGCUUCAUCGACCACGCCUCACACGAACAUGGAGACGACGACCGCUAUGAUCACCAGCAUUGA